This is a messenger RNA of Bactrocera neohumeralis, 6608 nucleotides long. RefSeq lists its product as uncharacterized. The transcript has 2 exons. Lineage: Eukaryota; Metazoa; Arthropoda; Insecta; Diptera; Tephritidae. The record is from RefSeq and is a predicted model, not a curated record. The coding region runs from base 1534 to 1677 and encodes 47 amino acids.
CGUUGAAGCGACCGGACGAGUUUGCCAUAGCGCACAGCAUUCGUUGAGCGUCGAACAAGCGUUCGCAUUUAUUUUCGUAAAGUUGCCGAAGAAGAAGAAGAAGCAGCAGCACCAAGUGAUAAGUGGAAUUUUUGUGAAUGAAAUCGAGCGAAACUACCGUUGGAGCGCGCGUUGAGUCGCAGCGAAAGCGCCGAGUGUUGUCAAGUGAAAGUGCCGUUUGGUCAAUACUCCGCGAGUCAAGUACACGCACUGUUGCACGCGUACUGAACGUGAACGUGAACGCCAUGGGCGCUUGUGUGAUUGUUUGAUUGUGUUGGCCUCUGGGGCAGCUUAAUGUGAGCCAAUGGGCGCAUAAAGGAUCAAGUGAAGAGAUAACGAAGGAAAGUGAAAAUAAAUAAGCAAAUAAAUACCUAAAAACAGCUGUGCGGCUUAAGAGUGUGUGCGCGUAACGGUACAUUUAUUUAGUUGACUGGUGUGGUUUGCGUGCCGCAGGUGCGUCGCGGUGAUUGGAUUGUGGCGUCUACAUUACAGUCGGCUUUUCCGCUUGAUUCCCUUCGUUCGCCAGCAAAGCCGCAACUGGCAUGAGGUUCUUAAAUUAAUGAGCGCAUAUGCACCUAAAAACUUGGGCUCGGCGACCGACCGCCCACACACACUCUCAACGAAAUUGGAGCUUAAUACAAGAACGCUAAUAAUAUUUGGUCCAAAUUAAGCACACAUGAGCGGCUCGAGCGGUUGGAGCGGUUUACCUAAUUCAGCCGAGCAUCAUCAGUCACAGCGGCCGAAGUGCCGGGCAAAAGGCGAAAGGAUAAUUUUCAAGUGUUAACCACAGCUGGAGGACAUUUAACACUUCAGCGACUUUUGGUCUCAACCUUACGAAACAGCUGGUAGAAAGAAAAGUAGAACAAACACCCUAAACGACACCGGUUGGAUACAUAAAACAUCGAAAGAAAAGACGUAUGCGACAAGAAAGCGGAAAGCGAAAGGCGGAAGACAUCCACUGAGCAGCUUUAACAGAAUCUUGAGCGCAACAGACGCGCCUUGUGAUUGGCAAAGGCAACACCUGCCCCAAUAAAUUCAAGUAAAGCAUAGCGUUAAGCAGAGUCAUAAGCAUAGACCACGCGUGGAUUCGUUGAACUUAUCCGAACGCACCGGCAACAGCGGCUGCAGCGGAUCCAAUUCAAACGCGCGUUUCCGCUCGCAAGUGUAGCGGGGAACGUGCUGCAGGUAUUAUCACUGCGGCGCAACAAAAGCCCUUAUUAUCCGCCACAUCUUUGCCACUUGAAGCGAUAGCAACUGCGAAUAUAUCCUUUGAGCGCGCCACAUUGCACCAAAUAAAGAGCAGCGCGCGCGGCAUCCUCUGAUAUUCCACCAACUAUUCUCUGCUAACACUACGCGCCACCAAAAGGCAACGCGCGUUCUGCAAAUAAGCUUUGCGGCAGACGCGCUUGGGCUUCCGCCUCACUGCGCCACGCCACCAGGUACACUCAGCCACGCGCACGCAUUACGUACAACGAAUUGGGUCGACGUGUCGGCAUGGUGCGCGACAUCUUUCUGUACAUCCUUUUAAUUGUUUUAUUUUGCCUGAUUUUCAUGGCGCAAUUACUGGUGAACGUUUACGCCUUUCAACGACAACCGCCCACCACGAAGUCAGAUCGCGCUGAUAUUAGUUUUGUAUAAGCUUGCCACAGAACGUGACGGAGGUCGCGCGCUGCAAAGAAUGGCGGCAGAUGCGCUAUCGCGCGGUCAGUGGGCACAGUACUGACCACAAGAAAGUGUUUAAACCACUGAGAGUGCUGUUGCGCUAGAGAUGUACGCACAAAAACACAAGAGCAACGGCGCGUUGCAACGACAGGCCGACAAUCAGGUCGCGCGCUACAGCCAUUGCUAUAAGCGCGCAGAACGUGGGAUUACGGUGGCGGCGGCAGCGGCGGCCACAGCGGAAUGAUUGUGUGGAUUAAUUAUGGCACAAGUGCAUCCUGCAGCAAAGUCACGGUUUCAAUUAAAUGUCAGCGCAACAAAGAGAAGUGGGCACUUCGGUUGGAUAAGAGCUGUGACGCGACGCUUUGCAAGCGCCGAUGAGGAAGCAGCGCGAAAAUGCGGAACUUGAGCUAAUUAAGACUUAUGCAAAACUGCAAAAAUUUAACUAAAAAGCAACGGUAAAUGUAAAAUGGCAGAGAGAACGACAAGCAACGACACAUGAAAAACAAAACAAAAUUACGAAACGAAGUUAAACGAAUUUCAGCGCGAUGGCAGUAAACGCAUAAAUUCACGAAGUGUAAACAAAUAAAACCAAAAAUGACAUUCCGAAAACUAUAAAUAUUAAUUAAAAAGCGAAAAUAAACAGCGCAACCUAAAUUUAAAACAAAAGUUGCCAGAUAUCAAAAAAAAAAAAAAUAAAAGCGUGUAAUUGCGUUGGCUGCAGAAUAAUUUACGGAAAUUUUUAAUUGAAAUACACACAAACGAAAAAACAGCGAAAUUUUGCAGCGGAGGCAGUUGGCAGAGAGUUUUAGUCCCUAAGGGUCGCUUUAAAUAAACUUCAGCGUGACAAGGCGCUUUGGUCUGAUGUAAAUAAAAAUAACGGAAUGUUGAUGAAGGUCACAAAAGGAGCUUAGCAGAACAUGUGGUGAUGCCAGGAGGAGGUUUUGAGGGAAGGAAACAGUCGUAUGCAUGUAUAUUUUAGGAUUUAAGAUUUUUUAGAUUACAUAUACAUACAUAUAAACUAUAGUAUAUUAUUAAUAGUAAACUAUGUUUCAUAAAUAUUUUCAUAUUCUAUGUAAAUUUGCGAUCACAUAACACGUAUACAAACAGAAAUUGUCCUCAAUAUAUAUUUAUGACAAUAUUUAGUAGAUUUGUUGUGACAAGUUGCUUCAAUAUUUAAAAAUCACCGCUAAUGGAUACAAAUAUUAUAUUUUGGAAAAAGCACAAAAAAUUUGUUUUUACUUUACGAGCUUUCAUCAUCACUUCAUGAACGUUCAUUUCUUUCAUUUUUAUACAAAUUUUCAAAAAUGUUGAGAAAACUUCCUAUAAACGCCAUAGUUAAUAAUAUAUUUGAAGAAACAAGAGUUGAAAUAAUGUGAAAAUGAAAGCGUUGCUAAAGCUAAAUAUGAAAGCUCGAAAAAGCUCUGCACAUUUAAAUGCUUUUUCUCAUGAUUGCUGUUUUGUUCAAAGGCAUAUUUUUUAGUAAUACAUUUUUCAUAUAUAUUUUAUUGCAACAAUUUUUAAUUAUAAUCGCUUGACCUAAAUAACUUUGACAUGCGCAUAGAUAUGAGUUAACACAUAUUUUAAGAACAAUGCAUUUACCAGCAUAAAGAGAUUAUAAGCAGAAGAGAAGUUAUCAGCAAUUCUUCCAUAAUAGUCAGAAAAUAUAUGAAAUAUGUAGAAUUAAGAUAUGGAAGGAAAAAUAAUUUUCCGAUGCAAAAGUAACAUUUAGUUUGUGAAAAAGUAUUGAAUGCAAGGCAUUUCUUUAAAAUGCGCACAGGAAGAAAAUUCUAACAAACUAAAUAAAAUGCAUAGGAAUGUAGAAAAUAUUUAUGCUUGUACAUAUUUGCGUUUUGCGUUUGCAGCGCUCAACCGAUUGAUGCCAAGUGCGUGCUUCGCUACUUGUUUGCAUAUUUCGUUUAUCAUCAACUCUCCCAUUUGCUAUGCAAAUAAAAUCACUAAGGCGGUUUGCAUAAUUUUUAUGGAAAGCGUGUGAUUUACUUGAAUAUAAAUAUGCUUGUGGUUGUGGCAGCCGAGGAAUGAUGUACGAUGUACCAGUGAUAGCUUUGCUUAGUCCCGCUUUAGGCCAGUACUCGUUAUUGACAUGAUAUAGUGAACGCGAUGAGCCUGUCUACUAAUCAAGACUAAAGCAUGUUCUUAAAGAGAUCGCAGAUACAUAAUUAUUUACUUCUUCCCUCCACUGGUGGAAAGAGCGCUUUAUUUAAAUUAGUUUCUGUAUCCACAAACCAUUUAAAAUACCGUAAAUAACUAGUUAGUAAUUGGUUAGUUAUUGGUAAAUAACUAGUUAGCUUUUGGUUAGAUAUUGGUAAAUAACUAGUUACUUGUUGGUUAGUUAUUGGUAAAUAACUAGUUAGUUAACGGGGUCUGCUACUCAAUUCUCCAAGCUGUUAUUUUCUGAGUGUAUUAAGACGAUUUCGCGUGCAACUCCGCCAAGCGCAAAUAUUUAAUUUUAAGCGUACAAAUAAAUCAUCUGAGUCAUUAAAAUUAUGUGGCAAGUAGCAGAGUGAAACCGGCAGCGGCAACAUAAUGAGCAUUGGCAGCAGCUGCUACAAACAAGCUUAUCUUCAACUCAUCUGCAUCAUCGUUCACCAUAAAUACGGCUGCCAUGCCACAGGCAUAAGCAGGAAUAUUAGCGGCAUCUCUAGUGGCAACUUCAUUUAGUCAAAGCACGCACUUGAACACACACACAGAUACUUAUAUUUGUAUGUGUUAUGUACUUGCAAAGCAACCGAUGCUCUUGACGUACUUUUCACAGGAUUCUGUAACCGAUAGUUUUGUAUAAUUUUUGUACUCACACACACACACCAGCACAUGUAUAUUUCAGUAAAUUUAGAGGACUCGCUUGUGUUAAUUUCACUUUCGACUGCUAAGAGUAACGGUAUCUCCUUGCUGAGUGACUCUAACUGCUCAUUUUACACUCAUUUGCCAACUUCAUUUGCUUUCAACUCGCUCUUACAAAUAUGUUAAUGAGUUUGAGCUCAUAAUUGAGUACGGGGAUUUUGUAAUUAACCGUUACAAGUAAUUACUUUAACUAUUUUCAAAUUAUGUAAAUUGAAAUUACAAACAAACACACAAAUACAAAUAAAUAUACAAGUGUAUGUAUGUGCGUGUUAUGUUCGGUAGUGUGUGUGUGGGUCCCCGACGUGGAAGUUAGCAAUCGGGAAAGCUUUGCAAACUGUUUGUUUAAGUAACUUAUAAUCAAGUAAAUAGUUUGCAAACAAAAGCUCAACAUCUAGCAAUACACUCACACACACACUGAUGCACAUUUAAAUGUUGCGGCAUGCUUUGCUAUGAUUACGCUGCCAACUUGAUUCGAUAAAACUUUUGUAAUAACAUUUUGAAGUUAUUCCGUAAUUUGGUUCCAUUUCUUUAUAAUAAGGAUUGCAGCUUGUUUUGAAAAAUUUUCAUGGUAUUUUGUUCCAAUAAUAUCUGUUGCAUAGACACGUUUAGAUAUUAUAAAAGCGUCUGCAAAGUUAUUUAAUUAAUAUAUAUUAUUUAUAUAUUUUUUAGUACUCGUUUGCUUUCUUCCAUAAAUUAAUAAUUUCAAAAAUAUAUUUUUUUCAUUUUUUAUGAUUAUGCCAAACAAGGCAUUCAAGAGUAUAAAGGAAUCUACAAAAGUUAUAAAAAGGAAGAAAAAUUAGAGGAAUAGAAAAAGAACGGAGGAAAAAAAGAAAGGGAGGGAAAGAGAAGUUAGAAGAAAGAUGAUUUUUGAUAAUAUCAAAUAUUUUUUUAAUGAAAAAUUGUUUUUUAUUUUUUAUAUUUACAUUUUUUUUACGUAAGUUCUCAGACUGCAGGAAAUUCUUUUCUUUCUUGCGGCUCUUUUAUUUGUUUUCGUCUUCUUUGGUCCAAAAUAGAAAAAGACUUGCAUUAGAAUAAAUACAAUAUGUAUGCUAAGACACAGCUGAAAAUUAAGAAAAGUUUUUUAAAAUUUUUUUAAAUUUUGAAACUCUCACAUUCACAGUGAGAUAUUAAGUAUACGGUUUCACAUACCACUUUUAAAGAUGACUUUCAAAGAAUUCAAUCAAAAUGAGGGAAAUAGUUCACAUGAAAAUUAUAUAUAAAUGUAUAGAAACCAACUGCACUUGACUUUGUAAACAGGUACAUUGAAACAACAACACUAAACUAGACAAAUGCCGAUCCAGCAAGCACAGUUUUUUUCAAGCAACGAAGUUAUUCACAAAAUAAUCAUGAUAACGGUAAUUUGCAUGCUAACCAACAUAACUGUACUUUAAUUGAGAUGCCAUGUGCAGCGCAUAACUGCAAUCAAAAAUUUCCCCUCGAUUCGGCGCGCUGUACAUAUCAAACUAACGGAACUUUUAAUGCACAUCAAACAAUUGGAGCAAAAUCAAGACUUUACGAACAACAUUAGUUCAAGCAUUGAAUGUUUGGGUGUUUCAUGUACUAGCAUAAGCAUAAAUAACAUUAAUUAUAAGGAGCAAUAAGUAAAAGCGAAAAUUCGCACAAAACACCGAGACCGAGCAAGUAAGCAACAAUAAGUAUUAAGUAUGGUAAUUAGUAAGUUUCCAAACAAUAUCGAACAAUAAUAGUUUUAGUAUUCAACUCAAUAUUUCUUAACUUAAUGUAGUUUUACAAACAUAUAGAGAAAUGUACACAUGCAUGUCAUCAAACGAAUGUAAGUAUGUGUGUUCGAUUGCCCUGCAGCAGUUGAAACCAACAAACAAACAAACAUACACAUUUUUAAUAAUUUUCUCAGCAGCGAAUGAAAAACGAAAAUGAGUAUUGAUUUCCACAAAUGUAUGUAGUUAGUAACACAAAAAUUAUAAACUGUGUUUCGCAAUUAUAACGCAAAUAUUGUAAUUAUCAAGUAAUCAAGUAAACCAAUUAAAAUUGUGCGCAUAAUAAAGAUGGAAAUUUAUCAGAAAUUUAAA